AAAUAAAAGAAAAAAAAAUGAUCGCCUCUCCCACCCAUUUCUCCCCCGUCUCGCAUUCCAUCGCCCACUCGAUCAGCCGCAGCCGCAGCCGCGAACCCUAGGCGGCGUCGCUGGAUCGGGAGAUGAGAUCCCUCUGGUGGUCUACACCCACCCCGUCCUGAGCUCGCUCUCGCUCCCGCGCUGUCUUCGGUGAGUUGCUGGAGUUGAGUUAGACAAUGGAUCUGGAGACGGAGAAUCAUCUUGCUUCUUUACUCCUUGAAGAGGCACGGAGAUUGCAGUUAGAGGCUGACAGGGAAGGUGUUCACGCGUAUCUGCGAAAGCCCAAUGUAAGGCAUCGCCUGAAUUCACGGUUCCUCACAGCCACAGUUCGUGGAGUUCAACAAGCAAACCGAGUUGUAGAGGUCAAUAAAAUGUGGCGAGCAAGGGAGAAGGAACUUGAAUUGGAGUCUAAGACAAAAAGAAGAUCUAUUAAUCGUGGUGACUCUAGAGGUAAAAAACGCAGGAGUGAUGUAAGAAACCAGAGCUCAAGUCCAAGGAUGGAACAAGAUAGCACUUCUUAUAAUAGUUCUUACUUGGACCUGGAGGGUGCUCUAGGGGAUGAUGAAAUAGAGAUGUUCCUUCAUUCGAGGGUGAAGAGAGGACGAGGGGCCGUUGGUUCUAGGAUGGAUGAGACCGGUCCAUAUCUUAAUGCUUCAUCACGUAGUCAAGACAACGUACCUAGUCUUGAUAUAAGGGUGGAAGAAAAAUGGGAACUCCAAGUACAAGGCCCAGAGAGGCCACUGUCUUUGAGAUUCCAAUCCACAGAUGAUUAUUGGCAUAGGGAAACAAUGGAUGGCGAACCAUCCAUCUCUGGGAAACACAUGAAAAAAAGAAAGAAAAAGGAGAGCAAUUCAGAGAAAAAAGAUAAGGAAGAGAGAAGGAAGAAACAUGAAAAGAAAAAAAUCUAAGCAUCAUCGCUCCUGCCACUAUCACAGAAGCCGGCGAAGAGAAUGAUAGGUCUCUUGCUGAGGAACAAAAAAUUGUAUUGACAGUUCUUGCGACAUUAGAUAAAGUUAUAGUUGGAGGUAUAUACUAGUAUUGUGAAUUAAUAUGAGAUUCGUUUACCUCUUAGCUAUUCCCAAGGACGAGAAAUACACACAGAAGAAGGGGUUCAUCCCUGACCCUGAAAGUGACUAGAAUGUUUCACUUGAAACAUGUAUUGUACGGAAAGCUUAACGUUGUGCAUAAUGAAAUGCUGUUUUUAUUGUACAGAUUGUUGAUACAAAAUCAUAGGUUGCUUUCAGUUCUCUUUUUUAUAUAAUGCAUAUAACAUGAUUAAUAAACAUAUACAUAAGUGUUAUCUUUUUUGGCCUAAUACCUAAAACAUGAUUAACAUGGCAGAAGUGCUUUCUUUUUGCCUGUCGCAUGAUCAAUAUUCUUGUUUUUUAUGAGAUUCUCUUGGAUUGUUAAACAUUGUUUAAGCAUGUGUUCAGAAUCUUUGCAGAGCAUGAUUAUGCAGUGUGACGAAAAUGAUGAAAUUUCUCCAACCUGAAUUCUGACAGGCACUGUCCUUAAGGUACUUAGCUUACAUCAAAAGUUGUAUCAACAUAACAAUAAGCAGAUGGCUUUAGAAGUUGCUUGUCAAGCUGCUGUCAUCAUAUGCCUUAAAGAUUUCAAGUGGUAAAGAAAUAUUGUUUCACCUUAAUCACAAUUUUUUUUCCUGGAGAUGUUUGUGGCAGCAGCAUUCAAUUUAGGGAUAAUCUAGUUUGAACUGGUUAUAAGUCUAGUUUAGUUGCCAGUUCAAUCAGAUAUGAAUCAUGUUUGGCUCAUAUGGAUAUAUACUCAUAAUUAUUUGAUGUAAAAGCUUUUUCGUUGAAUUAGAAACAAAACGCACAAAGAGUAACUUAUAUCAAAGUGCAACUUAUGCACAUUAACUUGUCAUGAAGGUUACUUGAGCCAGUAAUAGUAAUCUAGUCACUGUAUUGUGCAAGUGCAACUCCAGAACCACAGCAAAAUAUGACCCAUCUUCUGAGGAUUGAGGUAUGAUGACAAAAGCGGAUUGCGGCACAGCCAUUGGCACCAAUGGAUAAAAAAAACUCAUUUGUGUUUUCUUGGUUAGCUAAGCUAUUAAGGGGAUAUACAACAUCACACCUCUUCACCAUGUCUUUGUCAGGUCAUUCAUUACCAAAAUGUGAAGAAAACAUCUUUUGUUGCCAUGUGACUGCCCUCACCAUGAGGACACUAUGUCUGCCCUACAAAGCAAGGUACGGUUCCGUUCAUUCCUCUACUGCAUUAAAAAUUAUACAUAACUAAAUUGAUAUGGAAAAGGAUGCAAAAGAAGUGAAACAUUUGCCCUCACAUAUGGGACAAUGGCAUGCUUGUUUUUUUUUAUAGUUUCUAGUUUGUGGAAACAAAACAAAAACAGAGCUGUACUUUAUGUUGUACGGAAAAACAAAAGAAAAAAAAUCUAAGUUGCUGCAGACAUAGUCAGUAUGGGCUGUUUUUGUACAAAUUUGUUGUCAUGUUGCUAGAAUGCUAGUGCUCAGAUCUAUACUUUUAUUGAAGAAAUGUCUCUUUUGUUUACUGGUAGUUUUCAUAUUGAACUGUUUCUGAUGAUAUACCAUGCAUCCCUCCUCCAAAGUAAUGAUCUCCUUUUUCACAUCAACAAAAAAAAAAUUGAGUCAUCAUUAAUAAUGCAAAAAUAACAUCUCUUUUUUUUACAUAUUGCUUUUAGAGAAGUUUUCAAAGGGGUAAGGGGACAUGAUUUUUUUUAAAAAAAUGCAGACAGGGGCAUAAAAUUAUCGGCUUGUGUAAUAUUAUUUUGACAAAGGACUCCAGUUGAAACUAAGAGCAAAUAUCUCUAGGCAGACUAGGCUUCACAAACUAAAAUGCAUAAGCUCUUUACUUUUAGAACCUGAGUGGUUUUGUUUAGAACAGAAAUGCAAGGUACUUUCCAUGAGUAUUCUUCUUUCAAUUAAUAUUGGUUGACAGGAACAUUGGAAAGUAUAAUGACACAUUUUUCUUGCACGUACACUUGAAUGGUUGGAAUACUUCAGUCGGCAAAACCAGUAUGCGUGGCCAGAACAAGUACGAGUGACAUAAUUACAUAACUAUUGAAUUCUACCCAGAUGACCAUUUGCUUCCAGUCUUCACUAUCAACUCAUUCAUUUUCUCCCCAAAGACUACUUCCAGACAAUUAAUUGUCAUUUCUAGACAUGACUAUAUCAAUUUGCAGCUCCAAAAAAAAUCAGAGAGAAUAAGCUAUAUAAAGCCACCCCCAGAGAUCUCAUGGGAGCCAAGACAAGCCACAUUGAGCAAAACUCAAUUGCCCCUGAGUUUGUUUUCGCUGUCUUCCUUGCUUUUUGUGUCCAAAUCCAGCCUAGAAAGUUUUAAAGUUACAACCAUAGAUUAUAGAAUAUGGCUCAAUUCAUUAGCCAAAUCACAACGGAGGUUGCGCCAUCGAAGUUGUCAUCGAUCAUCAGGCGUGCUAGGCUCCUGACAAUGCUUGACACCAUCACGGAGGAUGACAGAGAGGCCAUGGAAUCACCAAGGGCUCCUCCUCGCAGAACAAGCUACGACAAGGAAUUUGGUGGCACCUCGGUGCACUGCACUAACAAGGAGGUCCUCCUCGCCCCAAUGGUGAAAGUAGGGUAUUUGAAGAUCAAGGCCUAGUUUGAUAUAUAGGAGAGAUGGAGUUUCAGGCUGUCUAAUCUUGCUCUCCUUUUGUUUUGAGCAGAUAGCAUCUAUGAACUUUCACGAGUCCUUUUGUUUUCUCUACAUUAGAUUUACUAGUUUACUCCAUGCAGUACCAAGAGAGGGAGAGAGUUGUUGCUCAGUGUCGAGUAAAGCUGCUCAUGUUGGACCAGAAAGUAUUGUGCAGCCUUGAAUAAAUGUUGUCUGUUUCAUGUUGUAAAAGCUAGUACUGUAAUAAUGCUGUUUUUUGGUUUCUGCCCCUUUUAUACAGUGUAAGGUGAAAAUAAGACUUAAAUGGUGAAGCAAUCCUAUUUCAGAAA
This is a messenger RNA of Oryza sativa Japonica Group (Japanese rice), 3992 nucleotides long. RefSeq lists its product as uncharacterized. NCBI's taxonomy places the organism in Eukaryota, Viridiplantae, Streptophyta, Magnoliopsida, Poales, Poaceae. The record is from RefSeq and is a predicted model, not a curated record.